AUGGUUGGAAAGUUGCGUGAUCUGCAGAAACACGCAGAUGAUGGAUGUGAUUUUGCUCAAGUUUAUUGUCAAUUUCUGUCUGUUGGAUGUUCUCACCAGAUGAAGAAGAGAGAUGUUGGUGAUCACGAAGACAAGUGCAGCAAAGAGCAUAUGCGUUUGCUGUUAAAGAAUGUUGACGAGCUGAAAGCCCAGCUUCAACGCCGACCUUAUGAAUCCUGCAAGUUCAUGUGGAAAAUAGAAAACUGGAGCAAAACCCUUCAAAAUGCUAAAAUGGAAAAAGGAGAAUGCUUGUAUGUGAAUAGCAGUUCUUUCUACACAGGCUAUCCAGGAUACCAAUUAUGCAUGUUUACAUAUCCGAAUGGCUUUGGAAUAGGUAAAGGAAGUCAUGUGAGUGUGCAUCUAGCCGUGAUGAAAGGUGACUUUGAUCAUCAAUUGCAGUGGCCGUUUCCUUGUUCCUACAGACUGACUGUCAUUGACCAGCAGCCUGACGGCGAAAAUAUAAGCGUGCUGGUUGAUCCAACAGAGGGAGGACCAGAUUCAAAGGAAUGCUAUGAGAGGAAAACUAAGAAAUCAUUGAUAGGAUGGGGAUUCUCUAAAUUUAUUAGUCAUUUGGAUCUAACUAACCAGACUCAUGCAUACAUCAGAGAUGACUCUCUUCUCCUAAGCGCUGAAAUUCUGAUCUGAAAAUGAGACAUCAAUACUUAAUUGUUGGUAUCUUCAACAUCAUGCAGCUCAUUGCAAUUACAUGCAUGUGAUUUAGUUCAUAUACCACAAACUUGAUUUAAUUAACAUUGUUUUAUGGAUAUGUUAUAGUUAGUUGUUAGACACUGUUUGCGUAUUGCUUUGUAUUUGUAUCAGUUGCUGCUGAGAUGUGUACUACUCAUCUGCUGACUGCAAUCAGUUGUGAAAUUUUUGAUUGUCAUGUUAAUAUAAAAAGUACACUC
Molecule: messenger RNA, 944 nt
Organism: Corticium candelabrum
Lineage: Eukaryota; Metazoa; Porifera; Homoscleromorpha; Homosclerophorida; Plakinidae
Product: TNF receptor-associated factor 4-like
Exons: 3
Coding region: 1-684 (227 amino acids)
Molecular function (GO): zinc ion binding; protein binding
Source: RefSeq, a predicted model, not a curated record